This is a messenger RNA of Melampsora larici-populina 98AG31, 757 nucleotides long. RefSeq lists its product as uncharacterized. Gene Ontology annotation, cellular component: SMN-Sm protein complex; U5 snRNP; U4 snRNP. Gene Ontology annotation, molecular function: RNA binding. Gene Ontology annotation, biological process: RNA processing; spliceosomal snRNP assembly. Lineage: Eukaryota; Fungi; Basidiomycota; Pucciniomycetes; Pucciniales; Melampsoraceae. The coding region runs from base 1 to 417 and encodes 138 amino acids. The record is from RefSeq and is a predicted model, not a curated record. The transcript has 4 exons.
AUGACUUCAAAUAUUGGCGUUCCGACUAAACUUCUUCACGAGGCCCUUGGUCAUGUCAUUACCGUUGAACUCAAGACUGGACAAGUUUACCGUGGAAAGCUUCACGAUGCCGAAGAUAAUCUCAAUAUCUCACUCAAGGAUAUCACUGUUACUCAUCGAGAUGGUCGUGUAACACAGCUCGAUCAAGUUUAUAUUCGAGGACCCAUGAUUCGUCUCUACGUUAUUCCUGACAUGCUUCAAAAUGCUCCAAUGUUCAAACGAGGUACCGGAGUCAAAGGACGCGGUAUCGGAACAGCACGUGGUCGUGCUACUAUCCAACGAGCACAGGCACGGAGAGGUAGAGGUGGACCCGCUGGGGGUGGCAGGGGUGGAGGCGGCGGUGGAGGCGGCGGCGGUGGUGGAAUGCGUAGACAAUGAGCACUCUAAACGUCACUACCGUGUGAUCGGACCAUGUCCUGGAGACCAACCUGGCUUCCUGAGUGAACCUGAACCGAGGCUACGCAGAAAGCUGUCACAACUCACCAUUUGAUCAAUUACCGCACACUUGCAACACCCAAGAUUCGAUGUUUUGCGCCGAUGAAGAAAAAAGGGUUUCGCCCUCAAUUGCCAUACGGACCUGUGGAGACAUUUUCAGAUCGUUAUGGUGUUGUUUGUUUGUCCCGUUUGCGCGCCAGCUCUGUCUCCAUACCCUGAUCGCAAGAGUAGGCCGCGUGUCCGUCCGUCACACAAAGUACAUAAUGAAAUGUGUUAUAUUCUU